UCAAAACACACACACACACACUCAGCAACGAAACACACAGAAGAAACCUUCCAGAGGAGAAGGGGAAGAGCUUUUGGGAGAGUCCAGGAUUUGUCAGAAUUUCGAAGAGAAAAUAGGGAUAAACUCGAGUUAAAGUGUUUGGAUUCUCCCCCGAGUUCGUGAUUCCAAAAGAACAACUAAACCGGAGUUGGAUUUCAUCUCUGGAACUGCACCGAGACUUCAGUUACUCCCUCCGGGAGCCUUAAAAGAUUCCAAUCGAGCGAGUUUCCCCCUCGUUGCUGUCCGGUUGGGAAUUGCACGGAGCAGGAAUCCGGAUGCAAGUGGAGCACAAAUGGUGAUACAUGGAGCAGUGCAGAAGCAGAAGCAAUAGUGGAAUGAUCAGCUGGAUUCACUGUGUGUACUGGGCAGUCUUGGUAUCCGUGUCCCUCUCCGUGGCACGGCCUGCCCUCACCUUACCAGAGCAAGUGUCCCUGAAGCAGAAGAUCGAGGUGAAGCCCUAUUCCGCUCACCCAGGCAGCCCCCUGGAGCUGCAAUGUCGCCUGAGAGAUGACGUUCAGAGCAUCGACUGGACCAAGGAUGGGGUGCAGUUGCCCACCAACAAUCGGACCCGCAUCACAGCCGAGUACCUGCAGAUCAGCGAAUCUGUCCGCGAAGACUCCGGCCUUUACACCUGUGUAACCAACGGUCCAUCUGGGAGCGAGACCUCCUACUUCUCCGUCAACGUCUCAGAUUCUCUGUUCACCAUGGAGGAUGAUGAUGAGGACGACGAAGAUGAGGAGGAGGAAGAAGGUGAUGAUGAAGACAAAGCAGACGAGAGUGACCUGGAUGAGCAGCACGCACGUUCUCCGUACUGGGCCCAACAAGAGAAGAUGGAGAAGAAGCUUCAUGCUGUGCCAGCCAUGAAAACGGUCAAGUUCCGGUGCGCAGCCGGGGGGAACCCAACCCCCACCCUGCGCUGGCUGAAAAACGGCAAGGACUUCAAGCCAGAUCACCGGAUCGGAGGAUACAAGGUCCGAUCACAGCACUGGAGUCUGAUCAUGGAAGGAGUCGUGCCAUCGGACAAAGCCAAUUACACCUGUGUGGUGGAGAAUAAAUAUGGAACCAUCAACCACACUUACCAACUGGAUGUCGUGGAGCGCUCCCCUCAUCGGCCUAUCCUGCAGGCUGGUCUGCCGGCCAACAGGAGCGUGGUGGUGGGAACCGACGUGGAAUUCGAGUGCAAAGUCUACAGCGAUCCUCAGCCACACAUCCAGUGGCUGAAACACGUGGACGUGAACGGGAGCAGAGUGGGUCCUGACGGAUCGCCUUAUGUCCAGGUCCUCAAGACGGCUGGUGUUAAUACCACAGACAAGGAAAUGGAGAUUCUGUAUUUGCGGAAUGUAACUUUUGAGGAUGCUGGGGAGUAUACGUGUUUGGCGGGUAACUCUAUUGGGAUUUCCCAUCACUCUGCAUGGUUGACAGUUCUUCCAGCCAUAGAAGAUAAACCGUCUACUCUGUCCUCCCCCGUCUACCUGGAAAUCAUCAUCUACUGCACCGGAGCCUUCCUGACGAGCUGUAUGGUGGUCGUGGCUGUGAUCAUCCGCAUGAAAAGCACAGCCAAGAAACCCGACUUCAACAGCCAACUGGCUGUGCACAAGUUGGCUAAGAGCAUUCCCCUCCGCAGACAGGUCUCGGUGGAUUCCAGCUCCUCGAUGCACUCGGGGGUGCUGCUGGUGAGGACCACCCGCCACUCUUCCAGCGGGACCCCAAUGCUGGCCGGGGUCUCGGAGUACGAGCUGCCCGAAGAUCCGCACUGGGAGUUCUCCAGAGAUAAGCUGAUGUUGGGUAAACCUCUUGGCGAGGGCUGCUUCGGACAGGUUGUGUUGGGAGAAACGAUUGGCAUUGACAAGGAUAAGCUCAGCAAACCCAUCACGGUGGCCGUGAAGAUGUUGAAAUCUGAUGCCACAGAGAAGGACCUGUCAGACCUCAUCUCAGAGAUGGAGAUGAUGAAGAUGAUCGGGAAACACAAGAACAUCAUCAACCUGCUGGGAGCGUGUACACAGGACGGGCCGUUGUAUGUCAUUGUGGAAUUUGCCUCGAAGGGCAACCUCCGGGAAUACCUGCGAGCUCGACGCCCUCCUGGGAUGGAUUAUUGCCCCAACCACAUUCCCGAUGAGCAGCUCUCGUUCAAGGAGCUCAUUUCCUGCGCUUACCAGGUGUCCCGAGGCAUGGAGUACCUGGCUUCUAACAAGUGUAUCCACCGGGAUUUAGCUGCGAGGAACGUUCUUGUUACCGAAGAUAAUGUGAUGAAGAUCGCUGACUUCGGGCUGGCCCGGGACGUUCACCACAUCGACUACUACAAAAAGACAACAAAUGGUCGACUCCCAGUGAAAUGGAUGGCUCCCGAAGCUUUGUUUGAUCGAAUAUACACACACCAGAGUGACGUCUGGUCCUUUGGGGUGUCUUGGGAGAUUUUCACGCUGGGGGGAUCUCCUUACCCUGGCAUCCCAGUAGAGGAGCUCUUCAAGCUACUGAAAGAAGGCCACAGAAUGGACAAGCCAUCCAGCUGCACCAACGAACUGUACAUGACAAUGAGGGAUUGCUGGCACGUCAUGCCAUCCCAACGGCCUACGUUUAAGCAGCUUGUGGAAGACUUGGACAGGAUUCUUGCAAUGACUGUGAAUCAGGAGUACCUUGACCUGUCGGUGACUCUGGAUCAGUACUCGCCCAGCUUCCCGGACACCAGGAGCUCGACGUGUUCAUCCGGGGAGGAUUCAGUGUUCUCCCACGACCCUCUGCCUGAAGAACCGUGCCUUCCCAAGUACCCGGGACAGAUGAACGGAGCACUCAAGCGGAAACACUGAGGCAAGUCGGGCCUUUUUGGUCACGUCCAGUGUGGGAACUCAACUCGUAAGAUCUCAGUUUGUAACUGAGUCGAAUCGAUAACUGUUUUAUUUCUUUUCCCCUUUCCCCCACAUCCCCCC
Molecule: messenger RNA, 2963 nt
Organism: Callorhinchus milii (elephant shark)
Lineage: Eukaryota; Metazoa; Chordata; Chondrichthyes; Chimaeriformes; Callorhinchidae
Product: fibroblast growth factor receptor 1
Biological process (GO): positive regulation of cell population proliferation; protein phosphorylation; positive regulation of cell differentiation
Cellular component (GO): signaling receptor complex; membrane
Molecular function (GO): ATP binding; fibroblast growth factor binding; fibroblast growth factor receptor activity
Source: RefSeq, a predicted model, not a curated record